Molecule: messenger RNA, 900 nt
Organism: Rotaria socialis
Lineage: Eukaryota; Metazoa; Rotifera; Eurotatoria; Philodinida; Philodinidae
Source: the annotation of a GenBank genome assembly
AUGUCUUCGAUCGUGGCUGGCAUUGAAAUGGGUGGCACAGGAUGUAAAGUAGCAAUCAGUGAUAUUAAUGGACAAUUUACUGAACAGUAUUCAUUACAAGUGGUAACAACAACAUCGGAAAAUACUUUACGUGAAAUACAUGAUUGGCUAGCAUUAAAAAAAUCGGAAAGACCAUUCGUUGCUAUUGGCAUUGCAUGCUUUGGACCUGUUGAUCUAAAUAAAAAAAGCAAAACUUAUGGCUAUAUUACAACAACACCAAAACCAGGAUGGCAAUAUGUUAAUGUAGUUGGUGCCUUUCAUGAUUUGAAUGUUCCGAUUGUUUUUGAAACAGAUGUUAAUGCUCCAGCAAUGACUGAAGCUGCACUUCUAGGUGAUACAUCAGCAGCUUACAUUACCAUAGGAACAGGCGUUGGCGUUGGUCUUGUGAUUAACUCUCAACCUAUUCAUGGUUUAAUGCAUCCCGAAGGUGCACAUAUUAAAGUUGAACGUAUAUCUGGUGAUGAUUAUUCGGGUUGUUGCCCAUAUCAUGGUUCAUGCAUUGAAGGUAUGUCAAAAGCUCAAGCAGUUGCUGAACGUCUUAAUAUUUCACCAAGUCUACUCAGUACGAUUCCCGACGAUCAUCCGGUGUGGAAUAUUCAAGCAUAUUAUAUAGCUCAACUAUGUGCAGCAACCAUGUAUCUUACAUCAGUCGAACGUAUUAUUAUUGGUGGAGGAUUAAUGAAGCGGCAAAUUCUUUUUAAACUUGUACGAAAGCAUUUUCAUCAAAUAUUAAAUAAUUAUAUUAAUAUUCCAAUAAUUACACAAAAUAUCGAUGAAUAUAUUUGUCCAUCACAACUUGGCGAUCUUAUCGGCAUUCAAUCAGCUUUGGAUUUGGCACGAACAGUGGUUAAUAAAAAUUGA